Molecule: messenger RNA, 3660 nt
Organism: Raphanus sativus (radish)
Lineage: Eukaryota; Viridiplantae; Streptophyta; Magnoliopsida; Brassicales; Brassicaceae
Exons: 1
Coding region: 289-3468 (1059 amino acids)
Cellular component (GO): intracellular membrane-bounded organelle
Source: RefSeq, a predicted model, not a curated record
GUUCAAUGCGACUUAACUUCGAGUGUAAUCAUCUCUCUCUCUCUCUCUCUCUCUCUCUCUCCACUCUCUCGAUCUGUGAUUGCGAAUGCAAGUUUUUCACCAAAUCGAACUUUCCACAGAAACUCAUAACCAAUCCCCACCAUUUCCAGCUUCUUCUUCUUCCGACCCUUAAUCAACGUUCCAUCUCUGUCCUAAAAUCAACUUGUCGGAACUCGCAAGUUCCUGUCUUUUUUUUUUCUCCCCUUUUACUUUCGACCAAAGACUCCUUCUUCUUCAGUUAAUGUCAAAAUGAAAACGCUAAAUCUCCUUCCUUUGAUCUUCUUCUCCUCUCUUUACUCCUCUUCCCAACUAACACUCGCUGCCUUCUCGGAGUUAGGUUACUCAACUGUCUACUCCGAAUCUACACCGGCAUCUUCAUUCAACAGCGAGUACGAACCCUCACUCUCCCCGAAGAUCAGCUACGAUCGUCUCACCGACGUACGAAGAAACUGCAAAUCAGUCUUAUCCUCAGCCUCCGACCUAAACAUCGAUCCAAUCUCCAGAGAUCUCCGCAAAGCCAAGAAAAGCCUCUCCUUCCGUAACGGCGACUGGUCACAACUCCCCGCCGGCGGCGACUCUCCGAUCCUCCCCUUCGACAAGACCAACAUCACCUCAACAAAGCCUCUGAAUCUCGUCUCCUUCCGCAUCACAGAUCUAGAUCUCCCGCACCGAACCAAGAGAUACGUCGGCGUCAACGGCGUCCUCCUCUUAGCGAUCACGGCGUUCGACGACCUAAGAGGAGGAGGAGGAGGAGGUCGCGAGUUCGAGCUCUGGCCGAGUCAUACUCAGCUUAAAAUCAAUUUCCAAGGGGUUUAUGUUGAGAAUGAUAACGAUCAAGAACGUGUCUUGUGUAUGCUCGGCGAGACGAUGCUUCCUUCUCGCGAUAACAACGAGUCUCCUUCCGAUCCGUGGAGAUGGGUUAAAGAACACGACACGCCUCCCCUUCUCCAAGACGAUCAGAUCAGACUCAUUCUCCGUUACCCUAAAACCUUCACAUUAACCAAACGGGCGAUACAAGGAGAUCUCAAGAGCCUUAACGAGAAACCAAAUCUAAAGUACUUCGACAGAAUCAGUAUCUCUUCUCAGUUGAGUAAGUCAGUUCAAUACAGUUUCCUCGCGGACGAGUUGGUAUCAAACGCUUGUGAAAACGUUAGUAGUACUAUUAGUGGGAUUGAUGUCUAUAAAGGGAAAGGUUUCUGUAACCUUCUUCAAAGAGUUGUUUCUCAGACUCCUCUCACCGUCCUACCUAACUGGAAAUGCAACGGUACCGAUGCGUUCUGCAGGAAGCUAGGUCCGUUCGCGUCUGACGGAGACGUUAAUUCCACAGACGGUAGCUUUAGAGACGUGAACCUUUAUAUGCAAAAUGUACAUUGUCUAGAAGAUGACGCUGCUGUGACGAAAGUCUCUGCUGUGUUCCGUGCGGUUCGUCCUAGUGAGAAUCUUUACCUCUCGGGGAGGAGAUCAGCGCUUGAUAACAUGACGGUUACAGCCGAAGGGGUUUGGAAACAGUCGAGCGGGGAGUUGUGUAUGGUUGCUUGCAGGCGUGGUGAAGUAGAUUUAUGCAAUGCUCGUGUGUGUUUGUAUAUUCCUACAACGUUUUCGAUACGGCAGAGGAGUAUACUCGUUGGGACGUUCUCUUGUCUCAACACCGAGAAGAAUCUGACUCCUUCUUUCUCUCCUCUGUCGUUUGAGAAGCUUGUUGAGCCUAUGGAUAUGCAGAACUACUUCCAGUCUUCUUCUUCUCAGCAUCCGUUUUAUCGCUACUCGAAAACUGAUGAAGCUGGGGGUAUUCUCGAGAGGAACCAGGAGUUCUCUUUCGGAACGAUAAUCAAGAAGUCGGUGAUGAAGUUCCCCAAGCUGGAAGACUCUGAGGAUUCUCUUUCCAGCUUGUCUCUUCUAGCUGAGGAUUUGACUUUCCACACACCUGCUUUCACCGAGAAGAAGACGUCAGUGACCAACUUGGGGAUGGAUGUUCUUUCGCUCGGUCCUUUGUUCGGUCUCUUCUGGCGUUCUUCUAAUGAAUCCAUUGAGGAACAGAGUGGUAGUAGUGUUCCUUACAAGACAAAAGAUCAGUACACUGAGAAGCAGCUUCUUCUGAAUGUUUCAGCUCAAAUCUCACUAACGGGGGAAAGUUUUGGUAACGUUUCUAAGAUCUACUUGGAAGGUCUCUACGACGAGCAUACGGGAAGAAUGUAUCUAGUGGGAUGCAGAGACGUGAGAGCCUCGUGGGAAGUCUUGUCAGCGAGCGGCGAUCUUGAAUCCGGGCUAGAUUGUUUGGUAGACGUUGUGGUUUCUUACCCUCCCAUCAAGGCAAGAUGGUUAGCUGAUCCAACGGCUAAGGUUUCCAUAUCCAGCAAAAGACCUGACGAUGAUCCUCUCUAUUUCAAACCGUUGAAGCUCAAGACAACACCUAUCUUUUACAGAAGACAGCGUGAGGACAUUCUCUCACGCGCUGGCGUUGAAGGGAUCCUCAGAGUUCUCACUUUGACCUUCUCUAUUGGUUGCAUUGCUAGCCAGCUGUUUUACGUUAGAACGAAUGUAGAUUCGGUUCCUUUCGUUUCGCUUGUGAUGCUUGGAGUUCAAGCUCUUGGUUACAGCUUGCCGUUGAUCACUGGCGCAGAAGCUCUGUUUAAAAGGAAAGCAGCUUCACCAACGGCUUAUGAAACACCUUCUUAUGAUCUACAGAAGAGUCAGUGGUUUAAUGUGAUUGAUUACACUGUGAAGCUUCUCGUGAUGGUUUGCUUUCUACUAACUCUAAGGCUUUGUCAGAAAGUGUGGAAGUCACGUGUCAGAUUAGUCACUAGAACAACACCUCAAGAACCGCAUAAAGUUCCUAGUGAUCGCCGUGUGCUUCUCGUUUCAUUGUUCUUACACGCGCUAGGUUACAUACUUGCUUUGGUUCUUCAUCCAGCGAGGACAGAGAGGUUUACUCAAGUGUAUGGAGCUGCUGUUGGUACAAACUGGUGGCAAACAGAAACAGAGGAGUACAUUGGUUUGGUUCAAGACUUCUUCUUGCUCCCUCAGGUUAUUGCUAACUUUGUCUGGCAGAUUGAUUCAAAGCAGCAGCCGCUAAGGAAGCUGUAUUACUUGGGGAUCACGCUAGUGAGGCUUUUCCCUCACGUCUAUGACUACCUCGUUGGCUCUGUUCCUGACCCUUACUUCAUUGGAGAGGAACACGAGUUUGUUAAUCCGAAUCUCGAUUUCUUCUCCAAGUUUGGGGAUGUAGCUAUACCGGUUACCGCGGUUCUGCUUGCGGUUAUUGUGUUUGUUCAGCAGAGAUGGGACUAUGACAAGCUUUCUCAAGCUUUAAGCUUUGGUCGGUUUAGGAUUCUACCUUCUCGCUCUGUUAAGUACGAGAGAGUUAUGUCUGAAUCAGAGAUGGUUUCUGGAGUUUGUGCCAAUGGAAACCACAGUGAUAAUGAAGAAUGAUUUGUUUCUUGAUGUUGUUGUGCUAAUAUUAAUGUCUUGAUACCACGUAACUAUAUACUCUCUCCGUUUCAAAAUAUAAGAUGUUUGAAAGGAGUUUUGUUGUUUCAAUAUGUAAAUGUUUUCAUAUUUUUACACAAUUUUAACUUUACUAGAAACCAUGUUAUUAAUUUUAUUAUAUAGUCUAUUUUGCAA